This is a messenger RNA of Sorex fumeus (smoky shrew), 1253 nucleotides long. It is a transcript of the gene SAMSN1, whose product is annotated as SAM domain, SH3 domain and nuclear localization signals 1. The record is from RefSeq and is a predicted model, not a curated record. The transcript is spliced from 8 exons. The coding region runs from base 7 to 1125 and encodes 372 amino acids. Lineage: Eukaryota; Metazoa; Chordata; Mammalia; Eulipotyphla; Soricidae. Gene Ontology annotation, molecular function: protein binding.
UUCAAAAUGCUGAAGAGAAAAACAUCCAAUGUUUCAGAGAAGGAAAAACAUCAGAAACCCAAGCGCAGCAGUAGUUUUGGGAAUUUUGAUCGUUUUCGGAAAAAUUCCAUCUCAAAAUCAGAUAAUUCAACUGAGGUACAUGAAGAGGAACUCAUAAAUAGUAGUGGAGAACAACACAAAAGUUCAAAUAAUGCAGGUUUGGGUAAAAAAAUGAGAAAUAUCUCUUGGACAAUGAAGAAAAAAGUGGCUAAAAAGUACAUCAAAGCUCUUUCUGAGGAAAAGGAUGAGGAAGAUGAAGAGGAUACCCUGCCUUGUCGGAAUAGUGACCCCAUGAUUGGGACUCGCAUGGAAAAAAUUUCCCUUGAAGCCAGCGACUCCAUGGACAGUAUCUACAGUGGACAUAGCUCAUCAAGUGGAAUCACAAGCUGUUCAGAUGGGACAAGUAACAGAGACAGCUUUCGACUUGACGACAAUGGCCUCUACUCUGGACCAUUCCAUGGCCGGGCCAGGGUGCAUACUGACUUCACGCCAAGCCCUUAUGACACUGAUUCCCUUAAAAUCAAGAAAGGAGACAUCAUAGACAUUAUCUGCAAAACACCAAUGGGGAUUUGGACAGGAAUGUUGAAUAAUAAGGUGGGAAACUUCAAGUUUAUCUAUGUGGAUGUCAUCUCAGAUGAAGAAGUGGCCCCCAGGAAAACAAAGGCACACCGAAGGAGUGGCAUCGAAAAGCACAAGAGUCUGCAGGAGUUCUUAGAGAUGAUUCAACUUCAGGAAUACACCUCAACCCUUCUGCUCAAUGGUUAUGAGACCCUGGAAGAUUUAAAGGAGAUAAAAGAGAGUCAUCUCAUUGAAUUAGACAUUAAUAAUCCAGAAGACAGGAUGAGGUUACUAUCAGCUGCUGAAAGUCUCCUUGAUGAAGAAACUAUUCAAGAACAAGAAAAUGAAUCCGUGCCCUUAUCCUUAAGUCCAGGCACCACUUUAAAUAAGUCACAGUUAGAUGACUGCCCGAGGGACUCCGGUUGCUAUAUCUCAUCAGAAAAUUCAGAUAAUGGCAAAGAAGAUCUGGAGUCUGGAAAUCUGUCAGACAUGGUACAGAAGAUUACUAUCACAGAACCAAGUGACUGAACAGACAUUCUCAACUUUCGCUACAGAAGCACGAUUUUAACCCUUUUGGAGCUUAAAUUUUAAUAGUUUUUGUAGAUGCAACCUAAAGCAAAACCAUUUUCAUCUGAAUGAUUGUACAUAAAAGUUCA